AUGAGUUUUCAUACAUUACUUGAUGAUCUUUAUAUUGAUCUUCCAGAUUGGUAUAAUAAUACAUUUCAUUUCAAUGCGAAGACCACAUGUAUGUCAAUUUCGUACCAUGGCGCAAUGCUUGCUGUAGGUCUUGCUAAUGGUCAAACGUGUCUGAUUGAUUCUUUUUCGGGAUGCGGUGACCAUCAGUUUUUUAAGCAUAAAUCCGCUGUUGUUGACUGCUCUUUUUCAAGAGAUGGAUUCUUACUUGCUCAUUGCGAUAAUAAGAACCUUACCAUUCAUAACAUUCAGACAAAACAAGUUGUUUUCGAACAGAAUUUCGAUGAUAAAGUACUUUGUAUACAGUUUUCGCGUAUUAAUCCACAAUUAAUUUACGUUUUAACAUCUAACGCAAAUUCCUUAAUCAGAUUCAACUUAUCAACAAGAGAAUCUAUGGUAUUUAACGGAUCAUUUACAAUUUUCAAUAUUUUGCCAAAUGAUUUCAUUGUUGCUGCGAAAGGAAGCAGAAUUACGCUUAUUGACACAGAGAAAAACGCUGUAGCAAAAGUAUUCGAUGCGCCCGCAAAGAAAAAUAUAUGCUCAAUCGAAGUUUCUCAUAAAGGAGAAUUAAUAAUAGUUUUAGACAAGGCAGGAGCUGCCCAUUUACUAAACGUUAACACAGGAGAGUUCAAGCAUAAGUUCUGCGACCACGUUGGCGAUACAAGAUUUGCAACAGCAAGCUUUGAUCGCCAUGAUGAACAUGCGAUCUUCGGAACAUCAGAAAUUGCAGACGCAUCAUUCGCGGCAUACGAACUUGAUUGUUAUUCUCUACGUAAAAACUUUACUAAUGGCCCUCGCGAAGUAAUUCUACAGUUAAUUUUCCAUCCUGUCCAUCCAAUUGUAUUUGCACGCGCUAUGAAAGGAAUACACAUAUGGCGCGCUGUUUACAAGAACAGAUGGAUACAUUCUGUGCCUGAACUUGAUAACAUGUUUACAAAUGAAAUGUAUCAAGAACCAGAAUGUGAAUUUGAUGCUGAAUUCGAAAGUGGCGUUAGGAAUGUUGAAGAUUUGUCCGGCCAUCCUGUUGAUAUAUUUACAAAAGUUCCAUUUUCAAUUUUUGAAAGUGACAAAAACUAUCCAAAUCAACUUAUCACGCUCCCAAUAACUAUUGAAGAUAUUAAAGCAGGAGUUGAUGAAGAAGAAAGUGAGGAUGAAGAAGAUUAUGAUGAAUAA
This is a messenger RNA of Trichomonas vaginalis G3, 1209 nucleotides long. Its product is annotated as retinoblastoma-binding protein 5 family. Gene Ontology annotation, molecular function: protein binding. Lineage: Eukaryota; Parabasalia; Trichomonadida; Trichomonadidae. Gene Ontology annotation, cellular component: Set1C/COMPASS complex. Bases 1 to 1209 code for a protein of 402 amino acids. The record is from RefSeq and is a predicted model, not a curated record. The transcript has a single exon.